Messenger RNA from Fusarium sp. VM40, 702 nucleotides. The record is from the annotation of a GenBank genome assembly. NCBI's taxonomy places the organism in Eukaryota, Fungi, Ascomycota, Sordariomycetes, Hypocreales, Nectriaceae.
AUGGAGGCCUCCAAACUUGAGAAGCUGCCAGCAGAGCUCAUCUUGGAUAUUUUCGAACGACUUUCGUCUCUACUGGAUAUUCUUGCCCUUGCUUCCACCUCGCCUGCUACCUUGAUGCAUUUCACCUCAAGCCGUCGCCGUAUCCUGGUCCAUUUUGUUAAUAAUCUAGAACAGUGGCUUGAAACCCUAAAGAGAAUGUCGGAUGCAAUGCUGGCCUGUCGCCUUAGGAUGAUUCCAUACGAUGUUACAAACCUGGACCCUCGACAAAUCGAGUCUAAGGUGAGAUCAAUCUUGCAAUCUCGACCAAUGCGCCCUUUAACACAUCAAAGCAGCCUCGGGGCUUUAUGUGAGCUAUGUCGCCUCCGAGGCGAGGCUCAGGAGAUGGCAACUAGAUAUGGACUUCAAGCUUGGGAUGCCCUUGAGAAUGAGGCCGCGUCGUACAUUGAUGCGGGUACGUGGAUUUGUCCUCCUUUACCCCGUCUCCCUUUGGUGCUGAGCAUGUCCGAGCUGCGUCGUCUCGACGAUGGAUAUCUGCAGUUCGAGAUAAAUCGUCAUUUUCUAGACUACGAUAAAACGUCGCUACUGGAAACUAAGCUCAGCUUCGAUAUGACUUGGUGCUUGGAUUUCGGUCUGGUUGGACCAAAGCCGCUCAGAUGGGACUUCAUCACAACACGACACGUACGCGGUCCGUUCGAGCCUUAG